AUGGGUAACGCAGGUUGCUGUUCCAGCAGUGAUGGGCGACCUGCCUAUGAGGCUUUGUCCACAGUUGCAUCAAGCGUCACAGGACGUAAGAAAGCCUUGCUCGUCGGCCUCAAUUACCGCAACACACGUGCGGAGCUGCACGGGUGCAUCAACGAUGUGAACAACAUGCAGCAAGUCCUGGUGAAGCAGUACGGCUUCAAGAUUGAGGACAUCCUGAUGCUGAACGAGGAUCAGGACAAGAGUCAAUGGCCUUACAAGAAGGUCAUCCUGGAGGGCAUGCAGUGGCUCUACAAGGAUGCAGGUAGCGGAGAUUUGUUGUUUUUCCACUACAGCGGUCACGGCUCACAGUAUUCGGUGGACAAGAAGGCUAUGCCAGCCGACUGCAUCUGCCCCCUGGACUGCCUUGACAAGGCGUGGCCAGAAGCAGUCAUCCUCGACACGGAGAUUCAUGACAAGCUCUACGAUCCGCUUCCAAAGGGUUGCAAGGCUGUCUGCGUCUUUGACUGCUGCCACUCUGCUACAGUGGCAAACCUUUGUGAGACGAUGGUCGUCAAGGAAGGGCCCCUCACUGCAGCCAAGAAAGAGAAAUUGGUCACAAGGCUGACCCGGCAAAGAGAUGACGUGGCUGCCAAGGUGCGCUUUUAUCGUGAGGUCAACUCCGGCAAACUGGACAUCAAGAAGAAGAGCCGGGAAGAGAUGAUCCAAUUGCUGGAGAAGCUCGAGUACCCCAAGAGGGGGGCUUACUUCGAGGAUGAGCAGGCGAACUACAAUUACCUGAUGGGCUUGUCCAUCUCCACACUCUUCAAUGAGUCCGUGAAGAAUGCUGAGGAUCUCUUGGACGCAAGAACGAAGGCACUUCAACAUGUACAAAGUUUGAAGCCCGGUGAAGGCGCCAAGAUCUAUGUGGGGAACCUCGAGCAGGAUGAGCAGACUGCCUUUUCCAAGAGCCAUUCCAACAAGGAUAUCCGCUUGCGAUACCUUCCGCAACCAGAGAUGGAGCAGGAUGAAGAUGCCGCACCGGCCAAGCCUCUCGGCCAGGGCCUGCGGGGUGCCCUCAAAAAGGCCAAAUACCAAGAUCAUGAGCUUUGGAUCUUCUCUGGCUGCCAGGACGAUCAAACAAGCGCUGACGCGCAUGUGGAUGGAAUCUACCAAGGAGCCUUUACCUGGGCGCUGAUCAAGGCCUUGAAGAGCGAUGGUUUCAUGGAGUCCUACAGCAACCUGCUGAUCCAGAUCAAGGCAAAUUUGGAGAGUGGCAGCUACAAGCAGGUCCCCGCACUGUCCACGACACACAAGAUGUACCUGGACUUCGGUUUCCUUGGCAGGCUCAAGGAGGAAGGCAGACCUCACAUUUCCGCUCGGGAUGGCUCGAAGAUGGUGUUGCCCUGCAGCCGCGACAGCAUCGUGGCGGCGUCGGCAGGUGCUCUCCUGGGUCUUGUCUUCAUCUCUACAUCCUCCUGGCAAUCCGACUCGAGCUCCUGGGAUGCUCCUUAUGCGGAAAUUGCGGAAGCUCAGCAGGACAUCCACGACAUCCGGGCCGCGCAGGUUGCUGCACCGGCUGUGCCCUGUGCCAAGGGGCCACCAGAAGCGCCGUGCGCUGCACCGACAAAGACACCAGCUAGCAUUCAGGAAGAGGCUUGUGUGGCUGACCAACUCGCACGUCCACCGCCAGUCGUGUACGGAACCAGCGGGACCUGGAUGGAGGUGUCUUUCCUGAAUGGCGACCUGACAGGCAGAGGCUACAAAACGAAUCCGUUGUGCAAAAAACCUUGGACAAGCGAUGUGGUUGGGCGACCCAUCAUUGACACCACGGCCACACUUGUGCAGCGAGCUAUCCGUGUAGGCCACCCGAAGAACGGCAUGCUGAAUCCCAAGAGCGAUGUGGUGAUUCCGAGGUCAUGUGCGCGCCCAGUGCCGAAGAUACUGCACUUCAUUUGGCUGUGUUCGCCGCUCUCUGAGACUCGAGCUAGACACGUUCAAGGAUUUGCAAUCAAGAAUCCCAACUACCGCAUUUUAUUCUGGACUGACACGGAGAUCCCGCUUCUUUCGAAGAUGAUCCUGGAGAACGGAACAUCUGCACGCCCAGCCGGUGCCAUUGAAAGAAAGGACGCAUACUUGGAGGCGCAGUCCUUCCAAUCGCUCCGCGUGAUCCGGCACCUGGACACCUUCCAUGAGAACAACCGGAACCCAGGUGUCUGUGCCCUGAAGUCUCAUUUCUGGCGGCUUGAGGCACCACUGAAGUACGGUGGCAUUUACAUUGACAUGGACCACGUAGCAACCCGCGGCUUUGACGAAGUCGGAGGUGAGCUCUGGCGAUGGCCUUUCGUCACGCACAAGGUAUGCGGUGCCAAUAUUGGCAAUCACAUCUUCAGUGGUGACAAAGGCUCUGGAUUCUUGGAUUUCGCCAUCAAAGUCAUCAUGGAGCGAAAUUCGACUGCAGUUUUGAGUUUUGAUUGCCUUGAA
Symbiodinium necroappetens is the source of this 2460-nucleotide messenger RNA. The record is from the annotation of a GenBank genome assembly. Lineage: Eukaryota; Dinophyceae; Suessiales; Symbiodiniaceae.